This is a messenger RNA of Coccinella septempunctata (seven-spotted ladybird), 2294 nucleotides long. RefSeq lists its product as uncharacterized. Gene Ontology annotation, molecular function: chitin binding. The transcript is spliced from 4 exons. Gene Ontology annotation, cellular component: extracellular region. Lineage: Eukaryota; Metazoa; Arthropoda; Insecta; Coleoptera; Coccinellidae. The record is from RefSeq and is a predicted model, not a curated record. The coding region runs from base 150 to 2120 and encodes 656 amino acids.
ACGCCGUAUAGACUACCAUGACUCUUGAGGAAAUAGCAACAAAUCGGUUUUUCAUGCGGCCACAUGAAAGUGAUAUGAACACGUACGAUACCAAAGCGUUCAACACGGAAAUGCGUUAAGUUUGUUUACGUGAAAGUUAGUUAAAUUGUAUGUUGGAUUUCGUUACGACUGAGAUGGCAGAUUUCGAAGCAAAUUUGUGGAGUUUUUCUCGAUUUUUGAUGGUCUUAACCGUCAUAUCAUCAGCGUACGGCAUCUCUAUAACCAUCAACAGUGAGCCCAAGGAAACUGUUACUAUUGCCUCUAAAGAAGAAACAACUCCUGUUUCGAAGCUUAGCAAUUCAUCCGAAAGUGAUACGCUAUCCCAACCCGAAAGACAUAAAAGGCUGUUACCAUAUCUCAACUACUAUGUAGCCCAAAAUAAAACUUACUAUAGUCCUAACGCUGGUAAACCCCGAAGAUAUCAUGUUUACGUUCAGAAUAGUCCUGGAAGUGACGCACAAAAUGACUACUUUCCGGAAGAUAAGAACAUUUAUACGCCAUUCUUGGAAACAAAUGCUUUACCAGGACCUUUCGUUCCAAUGGUACCAAGAAACCCUCAGAAGAAUAUCAAAAUUCAUUAUAUAAGGUUGCAAUCCCCGCCACAAACCCAAAAACCACCAAUAGAUUUCAGCUCUAUUUACGGGAAAUUAUACGAGCUGAAGAGCAAGCAACAACUUCGUCAGCCAGUUCAAGUGGAAAACUACGAAAAUCCUCUGAAAUAUAAGUCGCGACCACUGCCACAACCUACCAGUUAUAAGUAUCACAAUAGCAAUACUGUGGUGCAGACCUAUACACCUACGAACAUUGAUAUUCCACAACCUUCAAGUAGUGAAGAAUAUACGAACCAUCCGAAUCCAGAAAUUUCCGUCUCUACAUAUAGAAACGAAUUGAAACACAUACAAAAACCUUACUUUCCCAAGCAAGUGGUGAUAGAUAUCCCGCAAAAUACAUACAUCCAAAGACCCAAGCAAAAACAGAACAUCUACCGAAAACCAAUAAUAGUUAUCCAGAAACCUCCAAUUUACUAUGACGAAAAUAAGGAUAAACCCCACUCUAAACCUGUCAUUUACGUACAAGCAAGACCUCGGCAGAACUUCAAACCAUAUUCUGCACCAGUUGUUGAAGAAAACUACGUAGCUCAGAAGUACCUCAAUUACCCAAAAUACGAAGAGGUCACCACUGUAGCUCCUCCCAAACCGCAAAUAUUUCAACCUGAUUACUACCAGUAUGAACCCGAGUACCCGAUUCGGCCGAUAACGUCUACUCCACUUCCAACAUCUACUGGAGGAAUUUAUAUCGAGCAAAAUCACUUAUCCCAUGAAGAUCCAAGAUCUCUGAGUGUUUUAUUGAAAAAAUUGCAGGAUGCAAAUGCCUUACCACAUACUUUCACAGUUGAUAACAUCGAUAACAGCAUCAAAACUCUGGUGAAAAUCCUGAAUUCCUUAAAGAAACACCGGACAUCAUUCAAACCAAUUGUUGUGGCAGAGGAAAACGAAGAGUAUUCGAGCAGUAGUGAAGAGAUCACCCCUGAGUCUCCACAUGUAGUCGAGGUGAUACAACCACCCCUCGAUCCGGAAGUCAUUUCACAUCCCGAUACAGAAGAAGGUGGUACUCCAGGCACUGCAGGGAAGGACUAUCCCGCUCUUUCAUCGAUUCCACCGACAAGUUUCAAUUGCAAAACGCAAAGAUACAAAGGUUUCUUCGGAGAUCCAGAUACGAAUUGUCAGGUUUGGCAUUACUGUGACUUAAAUGGUGGUCAAGCAUCUUUCUUGUGUCCAAAUGGAACCAUUUUCAGUCAAGUAGCGCUUACUUGCGAUUGGUGGUACAACGUCAAAUGUUCCUCAACACCGCAACUGUAUGUUCUAAAUGAAAGACUGUAUAAAUACAUCCUUCCUUUCGUCCCCAAAUUCCCGGAGGACUAUAGUGGCCCAUUGGUUGAUAAAUACUUGGCAAUCAAAUUCAUGGAAAUGGAGGAGAAAAUGAAAAAAGAACGCAAAGGAAAAGAUAAAAACGAAGAAGAUUCUUCUUCGGAGGAAACGACGAACGAAACAGUGACAGCAACUACAGAAAAAGCAGUUUGAAACAGUCUCUCAAGUGAAUAAAUGAAGAAACUUGCAUUGUGAUCGAGUUGAACUACCCGUACAGUAUAUUUUUGUUACUAUUUAUUUAUAUUUUGAAUUUUUCAAUGAUGUGGAAAUGUAUAGUUUCGAAUGUGAUAGUGAGUCUAAUGUGUACAUAUAUUAUGUUGAUAAAAA